Messenger RNA from Ictalurus punctatus (channel catfish), 3560 nucleotides. RefSeq names its product BCL2 modifying factor 1 (gene bmf1). The coding region runs from base 146 to 604 and encodes 152 amino acids. Gene Ontology annotation, biological process: negative regulation of autophagy; apoptotic process; positive regulation of apoptotic process. Lineage: Eukaryota; Metazoa; Chordata; Actinopteri; Siluriformes; Ictaluridae. The record is from RefSeq and is a predicted model, not a curated record. The transcript is spliced from 4 exons. Gene Ontology annotation, cellular component: myosin complex.
GUCGAGAAGGAAAGAGGAGCAUACUGAUCUGACUGUACUCUAAGCUCAUCCCUUCUGCUUUACACCGCCUGCUUUUUUAGACUCAGAAUCACCACGGAUCUGAACACAGACCGAGCAGAGGUGGACAGCGUACAAGACCCUGCUCAUGGAUGAGGAUGAGGAUGAGGUGUUUGGGCCUAUCUCACAGUGCUGGCCUUCCUCCAACAGGGAGAUAAAGCAGGAGGACCACAGCACGCAGACCCCAGGGAGCCCUGCGGUACGGCUAAAUGGCAUGCUGCCCUGUGGCGUGGCCGAGGAGCCCAGACGACUCUUCUAUGGUAGUGCAGGAUUGCUAUUGCUGACGCCAUCUGCCCGUACUAACCGCGUCGAGGACGCCAUGUUUCCUGAGAAUCGGCCUCGCCGACGGCCUGCGCACAGCGUGGAGGCUCAGAUCGGCCAGAAACUCCAGAUGAUUGGCGACCAAUUCUAUCAAGAGCACAUGCUGCAACACCAAAACCAAAGGAACCAGUGGCCAUUUUGGUUGCGUUUGGCCUCAGCAUUGUACGCGCUCCUGUUCGAUGGCGAGCCCGCGGUUCACAGGAGGAGACAGGAGGAUCGCAGAUGAGUCGGCCACCGGGACAAGAUCCACCUCUUCUGCUUAAUGGCACUGUUCGACUUUCAACACGGGUUUUUAGGAGGAGAAAACGGGAAGGAAGACGAUCUCCGCGGGACGGGGACCUCCUUUUCUCCUCACAAGAAGAUGCCAUGGUAUUCAUGAGAUUAUUUUCAUAUAAGACGUCUUGAGGUAUUUUGUACAAUAUUUUCUGUCUUCGAAUUUCGCUUGCACUUCCAUGCGUGUACUUUUUGUGAACAACUUCCGUCGUGGGAAUGCCUUAUCAUCUCCAGCCACUGCAGAAAGACUGUUGAAUUCUGAAUGUGGACUGAAGAAGAGACGGUGGUGGUGGUGGUGGUGGUGGUGGUGAUUUUGGAAGUUUCUUUUUUACUUCUUCUUUUAUCUUCCUGGACACCAAUCAUCUUGACUAAUCUCCAAAGAGUUUUGCACCUCAGUCUGCUUCUGUAGCGUUUCAUAAUUAUUAGGAUUUUUUUUUUACGUUGUUUUUGCUAUCUCCCAUACCCAACCCCCAAACUCCAACCCCACAGGAAUAGGAAGCAGACAGGCCUCUACUACUUGAAUUUGGUGUGUCUCACUGAUGAGCUUGUCAAUAAUCAGCAAGCGAGAUCGCCAAAUAGUUAGAUGCCUAGAGGCGACACGUGUCAUCUUCUCGAUUUAAGCCAGAAGAACAAGAAUGCAGUGCCUGUUAUUAUACAAAUGUUUUUUUUUUUUUAAAUUUUAAUUGUUUUUUACUCAAACCACCUUCCUUAAAUUUUCAGUGAAGGUUUCAGUAACCCUCAUUGCAUCACUGUCAAAGGAAAUUCACUGUGGGUAUUAGUCUGCAAGUUUAGCACCAAAAAAACCUCAGUACUGAUUCUCACCACAUGUGUUCAGGUUGAUUUUUAAAAAAUCAUCACUGAUUUUCUACUGAACAUUUUAUGUACCACUGGUCCAUUUGGUUGGCUGUUGAACAUCAUUUUGGCCACUCGUUUUCUCAGCCACAGAGCAAGACUGUGUCUGUGAAGUGAAGUGAACUGCAUUACUCCUCUCAGGAUACUCGGGUGUUUUUGUCUUACAGAAUUUCAAGUUGUAUUUGUGUUUUUUUUUUUUUUUUUUUUUUUUAAAUACCUUCCAGAUUAUGUAUGUUUCAGUGGUUUAAAUGUUUUUUUUUUUUUUUUUUUUUAAAUAACCACUACUUUUGCCUAUAUUAGAUGUAAAUUGUUAGUAAGACUGUAACUGCCUUGUUUAAAGACACUGAUUGAUUCUUAAUGCUGUUUUUGUUUUGUUUUUUGCUUGUAGAGCUUUUUUUUUUUUUUUUUAAUCAUUUAAAAAAAUUUUUAUAAAGGAGUGAUGUAUAUUUUGUGAGACUAGCGUUUCCAGUUUCCAACCUUAAAGCAGUCCGUGCAGGAUUUUGCGUUCGCAGAAAUUGAAUGCAAAAUCAAGGAAACGUUACGACAGAUUUUCCAUAGAUUUGAGAUGUUGUGAUGUCAUCACAACACGCAUUCAGCCAAAGCCCUCUGCAAUUCAUGUGUGUUGAACAUGAGUACAGCUAAAAGGUCUCAUUUACCAACAAACAUCACUGCGAAAGACCUGCAAUUUCGUCAAUUUGAGUAGUUUUCCACAAAAACAAACAAACAAACAAAAAAACUCUGCAGCAAAAUCAAGUAUUUUUGGCUGCAACAAUCACAAAAAAAACCUCAGCGAAAUCCUGUACGGACUGUUAAAGGAUUUUUCUUGUUACACACUUAAAUAUAGAACAUGCAGGUUGUCUUUGGUUAUUUAUAUGAAGGACCAAGAAUGGUUUAAUUUUAGAACCUUUAACAAAAGCUCUAAAAAUGAAACUCUUGUAACCGGUUCGACUCGGUGUUAAAGUCUAGUCAGAAUUUGCCUUAUUGAUUUGCAUACAGUAUGUACUAGUUUCAGAAAAAAUAAUGGCUUAACUGUAUUAACUGUGGUCCUACGAUUACACAGGUACACAGGCAUGGUACAAAAUGUCUCAAGUUCUCAUCACUGAACAGUGUUGCCAGCUGUGUGUGUGUGUGUGUGUGUGUGUGUGUGUGUGUGUGUGUGUGUGUGUGUGUGUUUGUAUGCGUGUAUGUAUUGUGUGGGGCACAGGCUACUUUUCAAGCAUGAUGAAUGUCCAAAGAAAUGCUGACCGUUUGUUUCCUGCAGACCGUGAACGCUGAGCCAGUGACUGUAGCCCUCACAACUCAGUAGCUAUCUUUCUCACUUCACCUAGUCUCCAUCCGUAUACAUUCACUCCUUAACUUUUUUUUUUUUUGGUAUGCUAAUAUUUUUUCUUUAAUUUGUAAUUUAUACAUAUUUUUGUCCUUUUUAAAUUUUUUUUUAUUUAUUUCUUUGUAUAUAGAUCCAUUGCUACUGUAUAGGUUGUGUGCAAUUUCUUUUCUGUGUGUUUCUUGCCACUUUUGUUUUGGUCUUGGAUGGGUCUACAUUUCGUCUUCUUCCGCACGCUGUGGAUUAAGGAGGUGAGAGGUUACCCUUUUAUUGGAUCUUGUUUCAUGGUGAUAACUUCCUGAAUUCCUUUUAAAUGUUUUAGGUUAAGGCUAUGAAAAGUGAACCAAGAAAAGUCCGUGCAUAAAUUAUAAUCAUUGUACUCCUGCAAGACUGUAUUGUGCGUAUUGGAGUGAUUUAUGUUCUGAACUAUGAAGGGAGUUGGAUUUUUUUUUUGUCCAGUCAGGUUAUUCAGUCUUGGUUUCCUCUGAAGAGUAUGAAUGGUAAAAAGGCAAAAAUGGGAAGGAAAUUUAUUUACCAGACUGAAGGAAUCCAUCAGCAGUGAAGGAUUGUGAAGUUACCACUUCCAGAUGGGUGACAAAUUAAAGGUAAAGAAAAUAGAGGCCCUGUUGUGCUCUGGGGGGCAUUUUGCUGGCCACUUGUCCCCUUAGAGGGAAGGAUCACUGAUGUGUGUGUGUGUGUGUGUGUGUGUGUGUGUGUGUGUGUACACACACAC